This is a messenger RNA of Heterocephalus glaber (naked mole-rat), 822 nucleotides long. RefSeq names its product neurturin (gene Nrtn). The record is from RefSeq and is a predicted model, not a curated record. Lineage: Eukaryota; Metazoa; Chordata; Mammalia; Rodentia; Bathyergidae. Gene Ontology annotation, molecular function: growth factor activity; receptor tyrosine kinase binding; glial cell-derived neurotrophic factor receptor binding.
GGAUGGCGGGCGCGGCGGCCAGGGCCGGGGCUGGGUAGUCGGCGCCGCGAGCAGGCCGAGGAUGCAGCGCUGGAAGGCGGCAGCCCUGGCUUCCGUGCUCUGUAGCUCCGUGCUGUCCAUCUGGAUCUGCCGCGAGGGUCUGCUGCUCAGCCACCGCCUGGGACCCGCGCUGGCCCCGCUGCGCCGCCCCCCUCGCACCCUGGACGCCCGCAUCGCCCGCCUGGCCCAGUACCGAGCGCUGUUGCAGGGUGCACCGGACGCCGUGGAGCUGCGCGAGCUGACGCCCUGGGCCGACCGCGCCCCAGAUCCGCGCCGUCGAGCGGGGUCCAGGCUGCGGCGCGCGCGUGCGCGGUCGGGGUCACGGCCUUGCGGCCUGCGAGAGCUGGAGGUGCGCGUGAGCGAGCUGGGCCUGGGCUACGCCUCAGAUGAGACGGUACUGUUCCGCUACUGCGCAGGCGCCUGCCAGGCGUCCUCGCGCGUCUACGACUUGGGGCUACGGCGCCUGCGCCAGCAGCGGCGCUUGCGGCGGGAUUUGGUGCGUGCGCAGCCCUGCUGCCGCCCGACGGCCUAUGAAGACGAGGUGUCUUUCAUGGAUGUGCACAGCCGGUACCACACAGUGCAAGAGCUAUCGGCGCGCGAGUGCGCCUGCGUGUGACCCUACCUCACCCUGCCCAGCAAGACGAUGGCCACGCCCCCCGCCCUCGAUGUCACCCACAGUCCAACCUGGACAGCCCCCGAGAAAGACCGCGCAUGUGCGGAGGAUGCCGUCGAGGCCGUGGGACUCUCGCGAUAACUGUAUUGAGAUAAAGUGUGGGAAGUCGA